AUCAUAUGCAAAUCCAACAAGAAAUCAAUCAAAAACAAGCAGCCAAGUGAUCAAUCGGGACGUGGUCAAAUAGGUGUUACCCGUGUGUCGCCGGCUAACCUUGAUCUGGAUUGCGUUCCAAUAUUCACUAUCAGUACUGAAAAUAUGUAGUUCAGAUAACGUAUAUUAUAGAUUUUCAAUACUGGUGAAUAUCGGAACUCAGUUCCUAGAAAAAAUGGCUGCAUUAUAUGUUGGUUUCCAUGACAACUGUCAAACAAUAUACAUUAAGAGAAUAGAUUGCGUUUUAUCAAUAAAAGAGAAUUUAUUAUCACAUCAACUACUUCGAUUUAUUAAUGUGAAGUAUAUUUCAGAAAUGUGCUCUAUAUAUAGAUAUCUCGAUACUUAUAUGGUGAUGUUAAACUAUAAUUAAAUUGGUUAUAUGUAAGAUAACAAUGACUUUAUAUUUUGACAUACGAGUGCAAAAUCCUGAAAGUGCUUCAAUAAGCACCCUUGCAACUUGGCAUAAUAAUUAUCCCUUGCUAGCUGUUGCCGCAUAUUCUCAAGACAAAGGUGGCUUUGUAACCAUCUAUGAUGAUCAAGGUGAGCCUGUGCAAGAUGUUGAAUCACCAGGACAUGCAGUGGCACAAGUCACUGCCCUCGGAUGGCAUCCUGAGAAGACAUGGCUAGCAGCAGGAUGGGAGACUGGAGAAUUACGAAUAUGGCCAGGAGACACUGGAGCUCAGGAGUUUAAUGUGGUAGUAACUCCUCAUCGAGAUUCUAUUACGAUUCUACAGUGGAGUCAAUAUGGUGGCAGAUUAGUAUCGGCAGAUACUGGAGGAUCUAUAGUUGGUUGGAAGAUAGAUUUAAGAGGACAGCUCUUCAUGAUAUUUCAUCAUGAAUUAAAAGAAUCCUUUUCACAAAUUGCAUUUAGGACAGUUCCACUGAAGCCAGCUGUUGACAUUAGUGGUUUGGCAAAAGCGGCAGUGGCUGGUGAUGAAAGAGCUUUAGAUCUAUUCAGUUCUUGGCGUCCAAGAACUGCUGCACCGACAUCAGUUCUGGCACAGCGAGACAAUCAUGCAUUUUACAUCGGUACUAUUAAUGGCAUUAUAUACUUUAUUGAUGCUCAAGGACAAUGUAAGGAAGUUCUUAGUACUGAUGGUGCAGCAUUGCACUGUCUACUAUAUCAUCAAACCAGAGAUUCUAUCAUUAUUAUGACAGAGGGAUUGAAUAUCGGUCAUUUUCAAGUAGAUCCGAUCAGUGGAGAGCUUACUGAGUUGACAAAGGUAAAAUUAAGUAGCAGAAGUGACACGUCACGUAUCACUGGUAUCACUUUGUGCUGGAUUAGUGGAAAUACAUUGGCUGUACUUAUGGGAGAGCUCGCUGUACGAUGUUGGGAUCUUCAUACUGGUGAUACAUAUGUCCUGUCGCCUCCAGAUUCAUCCAAUGGAAAUGUUGCUACUCCUCAGGAAAUAUGUACUAGUUUGGCGUUCUGCAAAGGCAAUGAUACUUUGGCUGCUGGUACCAAUUUAGGUACAAUCUAUCUAUGGAAAAGAAAAUGUGUGUCUGAUUGUGAUGAAAAUGCCUGGCCGACUGUCCCAGAAUCCUGUGCAAUUCAUGGUACUGUGAAACAGUUGACAUGGGGCGUCAGUUUAUCUCGGAAUUCCCUUCUGGCUGUUAAUUGUAUUACCAAUGUAUUCAUCUUACAUCAGCAACCAAUAUGCGCAGUUUACAAUGAUGGUAUUUGUGCAAGUCAACUCAGUCCGACACAGAUUCUGCUUGAGAUGGAUAAACAAACAUAUACACUGAAGACAGAAAUUCAGGUGCAAGUUCUCGCUGUAACAAAGGAAUACAUUGCCGUUUCUUCUGGUAGACAAAUUGUCGUUAAUAGUAUUAAUAAAGGAGCCAAUUUCAACACAAAUGUGGUUGCGACUUUCAGUUGCGACACAGAAAAAAUGCUAAUUUAUGAACACACAUUGAUUGUGUUGACUCCAACAAUUAUUCAGCUACGAUCUAUAGAAGGCUCUGUCAUUCAGACGCUUCCCACUUUACCCGAAGAAGGCGAACCAAUCACGAUGGAAUUGACAGGACAUUAUUUAACUGUAGCAUCAUUGAAUGGCAUUUUGAAGAUUUGGGACUUGAGCAAACAUGAAGCUAAAUUACAUACUCGUGCUAUGGCAACAUACGAGGCAAUUAGCGAUUUUGCCGAGAUUAUCGAAGCUAGGUGUAAUUUUGAUUGCCGUUGUGUUUCGAUUACUGUCGCCAUGGCAAAUCUUAUGCCUAGUUCAGUUUUAUAUAUCUGGGAUAUUGAAAGCGAUCAGAUCCACGAAUUUGAUUUUGGAGAGUCAGACGAUAUUGUUGAUGAGGAUUCCAUGUUAACUAGUCAGUGUAAAGGAAGAUUGGUCACAGCCCAUUACUGGGAUGUAGAAGAUUCCAGGCUACUAGUAUGUCGAGCUCAAAAAUUAGAAAACUGUGAUUCUAAGAGCUUUAAUAAGGGCAAUGACCAGACUGUACAAGCCUCUGUAGUGUUAGUAUCGUUAUUUGCAACAUCAGAUCAUGGUAUUAUUGUACAAGAUGUGAAGCCAAUUGCUGACGAGAGUUGUCGGCUAUUAGGUGUACAUUCGCCUCAUAUCAUUAUCCUAAACUCUGAAAAAAGUUUAGAUAGAAGUAGCAAGAUUAUGCAGUUAUUAAUGAGAGAUUUUGAAGAACUGGGAGAGUGUAAUUCGGUCACUAGGAAAGCAGUGAUGGAUUUUAGUUAUCAUAUUAGUGUGGCAAAUAUGGAAGAAGCCUUUAAAGCUAUUAAAUCUAUAAAAAAUGAAGCUGUUUGGAAGAGCUUGGCUAAAAUGUGUGUGAAAACAAAACAAUUGAACAUGGCUCUUCUUUGCCUGGGCCAUAUGAAACAAGCUAAUGCUGCACGGGCUUUACGCGAAGCAAUGCAAGAUGAUACUUUGAGUUUAGAAGCACAAGUAGGAAUUUUAGCUAUCGAACUUGGUCUUUAUAUGGAUGCAGAACGUCUUUUCCGAGAAGCAAAACGUUUGGAUUUGCUGGGACGGUUGUACGAGGCACGAAAUAAAUUCAAAGAGGCAAUCGAAUUAGCCACUAAUGAGAAUAAAAUUCGUGAAAAAACGAGCUAUUACAAUUAUGCUCGUGCAUUGGAGCAACAAGGUAAAAUAGCAGAAGCUAUCGAUAUGUAUACAAAAGCAGAUUGUCAUCGAUUUGAAGUUCCCAGAAUGCUCUUGAUGAGACCUCGGGAAUUACUUGCAUAUCUAAAUAAUUCUGAAGAACCAGAAAUUAAAAACUGGCAUGCUCAGUAUACAGAAUCGACUGGUGAUAUGGAGACCGCUUUGCAUCUUUACGAGCAAGCAAAAGAUACUCUGUCAAUGACAAGACUGCUUUGUUAUUUCGGUAGAGAAGAUGAAGUAUGUGAGUUAGUAACUAAAACAAAUCAUGCAGCAGCGGCAUAUCAUCUUGCUGCGCACUAUGAGUCAAAGAAUAACAUGAUACAAGCGAUUCAUUUUUACACAAUCGCUAAAGCUUACACUAAUGCGAUACGACUGUGUAAGGAACACGAUAUGCUAGAAGAAUUGUGGCCACUAGCUAUAUUAGCACCACGACAUUCGCAGAUAGACGUCGCCAAAUUUUACGAAGAUAAUGAUCAAUCAGAUCGUGCAAUAUUGCUGUACCAUAAAGCUGGUCUUUUGCAUAAAGCUUUAGAUGUUGCGUUCAAAACGCGACAGUAUAGCGCGUUGCAGCUAAUUAUCAUGGAUGUCAACGCGGAUUCUGACCCAUCGUUAAUUCGCAAAUGUGCCGAUUACUUUAUGCAGAACGACCAAAUUGACAAAGCAGUAGAUUUGCUUGCAACCGGCAAAGAUUACAUGGCAGCUUUGGAUUUGAUACAGCAACAUAACAUUGUAUUAAGUGAAGAGCUGGCGGAGAAACUGACUGUUGAGAAAGGGAAUGACAGUGACUCAGAACGCGAACGUUUGAGAAUUUCCAUACUCGAAAAAAUCGCGGAAAUUGCCUUCGAUCAAGGAAAUUAUCAUCUUGCGACCAAGAAAUUCACACAAGCUGGCAACAAAUUGCGCGCUAUGAAGGCAUUACUUAAGUCUGGAGACACCGAAAAGAUUUGCUUUUUCGCACAGGUUUCGAGAAACCGCGAAAUUUACAUUAUGGCGGGCAAUUAUUUACAGUCUCUGGAUUGGCAAAAUCAACCAGAGGUUCUGAAGAACAUAAUAAAUUUCUAUUCCAAGGGUAAAGCCAUGGAUUUGUUGGCUAAUUUUUAUGUGGCGUGUGCACAAGUAGAAAUCGACGAGUUUCAGAAUUAUGAGAAAGCAUUAGAUGCACUGAAUCAAGCAAGCAGAUGUUUAUCUAAAGUAGUAACCCCGCGAGAUCCAGAUGUUCACAAACGAGCGGUAGAGCUGGUGAACAAUAGAAUGUCAGCAAUUAAACGCUAUCUGGAUAUUAAAAGAUUGUUUGAUAGAGGUGAGACUGAGACGGCAAUGCAACAAGUUCGUCAUCUCUUGGAUUCUCAAGGACCUAAUCUAGAACGAUCGGUUCGUCUCGGCGAUUUGUUCGCAACAAUCACACAACAUUAUGCUAAUAUAGGAGAUACUGAGAAAGCUUGGGCGACCAUCGAAGAACUGAAACGCCUAGUGCCAGGAAUAAAUUUAAGUUAUUAUUUUAACGUAAAUCUUUUGGAAGCAUUGGGCUAUAAAAUGAAAGUGCAACGACAAGAUAGUUCUGAUAAAGAUGAUGGCAUCGAAGAGCUUUUGGGAGAAUAAAACUUUGUUAAAACAAAUUUUUAUUACACGAUAAAAAAUGCCUUGCUUAGAGUAUUACAUAUAUUUAUUAAUAGAAAAGAUACUAUUGAGAUGAUAUUGAUUCAUGGAUUUAAGCACACAUUAAUAAGACAUAAUCUAUAUAAUAGUGUACAUAGUUAGAUUUAAUCUUACACAUAUAAUUUUGAAUUAAAUUUUUAUUAUAUUAUUUUUUACAAAAUAAAUGUUUGUCUUUUAAUAAGCAAUAAUAAUAUAACUUAGGAGAUGAUCCUAUAUUAAAGAUUUGCCAUCGACA
Pogonomyrmex barbatus (red harvester ant) is the source of this 5049-nucleotide messenger RNA. RefSeq names its product intraflagellar transport protein rempA (gene rempA). The record is from RefSeq and is a predicted model, not a curated record. Gene Ontology annotation, biological process: intraciliary retrograde transport. Gene Ontology annotation, molecular function: protein binding. Lineage: Eukaryota; Metazoa; Arthropoda; Insecta; Hymenoptera; Formicidae. Gene Ontology annotation, cellular component: intraciliary transport particle A; axoneme; ciliary basal body.